Rhagoletis pomonella (apple maggot) is the source of this 1082-nucleotide messenger RNA. RefSeq names its product chromobox protein homolog 3 (gene HP1c). The record is from RefSeq and is a predicted model, not a curated record. Gene Ontology annotation, molecular function: chromatin binding. The coding region runs from base 109 to 813 and encodes 234 amino acids. Gene Ontology annotation, cellular component: pericentric heterochromatin; nucleus. Gene Ontology annotation, biological process: chromatin organization; negative regulation of transcription by RNA polymerase II. The transcript is spliced from 2 exons. NCBI's taxonomy places the organism in Eukaryota, Metazoa, Arthropoda, Insecta, Diptera, Tephritidae.
AUUCGAAAAUUUCCCAGAGAUGCAACCAUGUGGUUGUUAUUUUCAUGAUAGACGCUAUAUUUGUGGAAAUUGUCGAAAAUCCGAGAUUUUGUUCAAAUAAUUAAUAAAAUGGUGCGUGCAGUAAAGGAAACUGGGUUUGUGGUGGAGAAGAUUUGUGACAAAAGAAUAACACCAGAAGGAAAAGUUGAAUAUUUCAUUAAAUGGCGAGGAUAUCCAAGCGCUGAAAAUACAUGGGAGCCGGAGGAGAAUUGUGACUGUCCAGCUUUGAUACAAAAGUUUGAAGAGUCACGAGCUAAAUCAAAGAAACGGGGAGAGAAGAAACCCAAAGUUGAAGAAAUCCAAAAGCCUCGAGGCUAUGAACGUGGUCUUGCAAUGGAGCAAAUAGUUGGAGCAACUGACGAAACCGGUGAUGUAUCAUAUUUAAUAAAGUGGCAAUUUUGUGAUGAGCUUGACUUGGUCGUAGGAGAAGAAGUGCGACAGAAAAAUCCCGAGUUUGUAAUUGACUUUUUCGAGAGACGUUCGCCAUUUCAGCGCGUCAUUAACGAACGCUUGCUGGGUGUUCCCGACGAACUACGAGUAAUGAAUAUGAAUGAGUUACAACCUACGGUCAUCAACGAACAAAUGACUACUGGUGAUUCAGAUGCUGUAAAUAAUGUAAAUACAAGUUUGGCUGCAGAUGACAUUACUCAGCACACCGCUAAUGAAAGCACUGGAAGCGUUGAUGCUACUGCAGUUUCAUAUUCUAUUCCAGUACCCGGCGUUGGCAAUAUCGCAAUAGAUGUGCCCCUUUUAGAUACUUCAGCUUUACAGUAAAGUUUUUACUAAAAUAUGAUUUCACCAUUUCUUUACAUAUAAUAAAAUUGUAACCGGCCGAUGUCUGUACAUUAGAGAUAUUAAAGAAAAAUUAAUAUGCCUGGUCUUUAUUAGAGCAACAGAAGCCAUAUCAACCUUACGCUACAAUUUUGCUUACUUGUGCUGCUUCCACAUUUGCUAUUUCAUCGAAACGUAUUAUUAAUUAAAAACGAUAAUCUGGCAUUUUUAAGGGCUUUCUACAUAAGUUCCUUGCUAUUUUUAAUGCUUAU